CGGCGCGGGUGCCACCGCCGUUGGGCCACGGCGGCCUUCUCGCUCUGCACGCCGGGCUUGGAGACACCGCGCUAGGGAGGCCAGGCGUCUGGGUCCUUCACACCAGACCUUCAAGCAUCUUUUGCCAAAUCUUUACCACUUGCCACAUGAGUCCAAAUCAUGACGGACGCCAAGUAUGUCCUCUGCAGAUGGAAAGAGCGAUUAUGGCCUGCAAAGGUUUUGGCCAGAACUGAAAUGUCAGCAACUAAGAGGAAAAAGGAAUUUUUUCUAAAUGUUCAAAUACUCUCCUUAGACAAAAAAGUGAGAGUGAAAAGCACGGAAGCCAAGAUUCUGAGGAAGUCCCACAUCGAGGACAUCGCUUCCUUAUUGGCCUCACAGAACAAGGUUUCAGCCAAACCUGUGGAGGAGUUGACCUACAGACGGUCACUUCGAGUGGCUCUGGAUGUUUUGAACGAGAGAACCUGUUCCCCUCAAAAAAGCUCUUCAAGUGAAGAAGGAACUGCUUUGUCUUCAGGAGAGAAGCACGUGGAACUGGCAUCCUCAUUCUGUGAUCCCAACCCUUCAUCUUGUCUCCAUGAGGGGGUGUUGGGCAGUUCCGGACCUGAGAGGAGGGAACGCAUACACCAGAGGCUGUCAGGCUUGUCCACUAGUGAAAAUGACCUCAAGUGCCAAAUGGACCAGAAGAAGGGGUUUGGGGAAAGAGAAAGCCCACUUGCUCUGGUAGUCUCAGCCAGAGGUGACUCUCAGGCCCGGAGUAAAUCAAGAAUACAUCUCAAAAAUGGGACGAUCCUGAAUAAAAGGGGAAGAACUCUGGCACAGGAGCCCAGCAGGUGUCAGAAUGGCUCUUCACUUUCGGUGAGAGAUCUGGAAAGAGAGAGCAAAAAAGAGGCAGGCAGUCCUGCAGUCCUGAGCUCACCUUCUGCAGUUAGGGAGUUGGGUCUGUGUGCCAAAGGUCACCACUCUGGUUCGUCAUCAGGCAACCCCACUAUGCAUCCAGCCUACCCGGAUUCUCAGGGCCCAUCCACUAAGCAGUUGUUCUCUGGUGGCAGCCAGAGAUCUGGGCCAAGGGGAUACAUGACUCUUCGCAGUGCCAGUAGGCUCGGCCCACCCAUCCUCCUCACUCCUUCGGAGGACACAAGUCUUCAUGUCCUGGCGGAAGACCGUCAGUCUUCUGAAGAGUCAAUGGAGUUUGAUCCCAUUAAUUCCAUCCUGGAGGAGGAGGAGGAGGAGGAUGAGGAGCCCCCAAGAAUCCUUUUAUAUCACGAACCACAUUCAUUUGAAGUAGGAAUGCUGGUCUGGCAUAAAUACCAAAAAUACCCCUUCUGGCCUGCAGUGGUCAAGAGCGUCAAGCGGAAAGAAAAGAAAGCCAGUGUCCUUUUCAUUGAAGGUCACAUGGACCCAAAAGGGCGAGGCAUCACAGUGCCUCUCAAGAGGCUGAAGCACUUCGACUGUAAAGAGAAGCAGGCGCUUCUGAACGAGGCCAAGGAGGACUUUGAUCAGGCAAUUGGCUGGUGUGUCUCUCUGAUCACUGACUACAGGGUCCGGCUCGGCUGUGGUUCCUUCUCUGGCUCUUUCCUGGAAUAUUAUGCAGCCAAUAUAAGCUAUCCCGUCCGCAAGUCCAUCCAGCAAGAUCUCUUGGGGACCCAGUUCCCUCAGCUCUGCCAUGAGGACCCCGAGAUGCCUGUGUCCGGGAGUCCCUGGGGCAGGAGGCAGCCCUCCAGAAAAGUCCUGCCUGACCGAUCAAGGGCUGCCCGGGACCGGGCCAACCAGAAGCUGGUAGAGUACAUUGUGAAGGCAAGGGGUGCUGAGAGCCACCUGAGAGCCAUCUUGAAGAACAGGAAGCCAUCCAAGUGGCUGAAGACGUUUCUGAACUCAGGGCAGUAUGUGACGUGUGUAGAGACGUACCUGGAGGACGAGGAACAGCUAGACCUGGUGGUGAAGUACUUGCAGGGGGUCUACCAGGAGACAGGCAGCAGGAUGCUGACGCAGAUCAACUGCGACAGAAUCCGCUUCAUCCUGGAUGUUCUUCUGCCUGAAGCCAUCAUCUGUGCGAUCUCUGCGGUGGACCAGGUAGAUUACAAGACUGCUGAGGAGAAAUACAUCAAAGGACCUUUGCUGAGCUACCGGGAAAAAGAAAUCUUUGACAACCAGCUCCUAGAAGAAAGGAACCAGCGAUGCUGAUGUGGGAAGGCACCGUUGUGUGUAGUGAGAGUCACCAGAGGUCCCUUGUCUGUUGCACACACUUUCUGAAGAUGGGACUGGGGAGAUGUGUACAUCAGAUCUGUCUAUAAAGAUGGUUCUAUUUUCUGGGCUUUUAGGGAAGAUACAGUUCAUGAAAGGUUUUUGAAAGAACAAAAUUGACUUAUUUUGCUUUAUUUCAUUACUUGUGACUGUAUGGAAUAGUUUAA
Molecule: messenger RNA, 2408 nt
Organism: Molossus molossus (Pallas's mastiff bat)
Lineage: Eukaryota; Metazoa; Chordata; Mammalia; Chiroptera; Molossidae
Gene: PWWP3A
Product: PWWP domain containing 3A, DNA repair factor
Exons: 14
Coding region: 160-2181 (673 amino acids)
Biological process (GO): chromatin organization; DNA repair
Cellular component (GO): cytosol; nucleus
Molecular function (GO): nucleosome binding
Source: RefSeq, a predicted model, not a curated record